Molecule: messenger RNA, 954 nt
Organism: Suncus etruscus (white-toothed pygmy shrew)
Lineage: Eukaryota; Metazoa; Chordata; Mammalia; Eulipotyphla; Soricidae
Gene: NPM3
Product: nucleophosmin/nucleoplasmin 3
Exons: 5
Coding region: 1-531 (176 amino acids)
Biological process (GO): chromatin remodeling
Cellular component (GO): nucleoplasm; cytoplasm; nucleolus
Molecular function (GO): chromatin binding; RNA binding; histone binding
Source: RefSeq, a predicted model, not a curated record
AUGGCCGCUGGCGCUGCCGCCACCGCCUUGGCUUUCUUGAACCCGGAGAGCCGGGCCCGGGCCGGACCCGUCGGGGGCCUGCGAUUCCCGGCGCCCGUCACGAUGGACAGUUUCUUCUUCGGCUGUGAGCUCUCCGGCCACACCCGCUCUUUCACAUUCAAGGUAGAGGAGGAGGAUGAUGCUGAGCACAUGCUGGCUUUGACCAUGCUCUGCCUCACAGAGGGGGCCAAAGAUGAAUGUAAUGUUGUGGAAAUUGUGGCCCGGAACCACGACCAUCAGGAGAUUGCAGUCCCCGUGGCCAACCUCAAGUUGUCCUGCCAGCCCAUGCUCAGUUUGGACGAUUUCCAGCUCCAGCCACCUGUGACCUUCCGUCUGCAGUCAGGCUCUGGCCCAGUUAGGAUCACUGGACGACACCAGAUCGUCACUAUAAGCAAUGAUGUUUCUGAAGAAGAAGAGAGUGAGGAGGAGAGUGAAGAUGAGGUUGAGUUGUGCUCCAUCAUGCCUGCCAAGAAGCAGGGGGGCAGGCCCUAGCCCACCUUGGUGAGUGGCGAGAGCUGCCCAGUCAGGGUAGAAGGAGCAAGUGAAGCCAGAUGCUGACCCCUCCUUCACUCUCCACAGGUCAACCAACUGCCUGCCGCGUGUGCCAUACACCAUGUUCCUGUUCAAAUUUGAGAGUCUUAAAUGUGUCUUCUCCUUUGAAGAAGAAGCUAGGAAGGUUCUGGGCUGGUCCUGGGGAAGAAGACCUCUUCCCCACAGGGUUUUGUCUUUGUAAUAAGCCUGUACCAAAUUUGUCAGGAUUUCCUUUUUCUCCGGGGUUGGGAAGAGUUCUGAAUUUUACCCUAAAGCUUUCUCUACUUCCUCGUAGUCCUAGCUCAGGACGACACAUUUGUAAUACUUUUUACAUUUUUUCAACAAAGGUUAAAAUAAAAGUAGCUUGGAGUUUUUUGCAAUGAA